Cuscuta epithymum is the source of this 2242-nucleotide messenger RNA. The record is from the annotation of a GenBank genome assembly. NCBI's taxonomy places the organism in Eukaryota, Viridiplantae, Streptophyta, Magnoliopsida, Solanales, Convolvulaceae.
GUAUAUUUUUAGGUAAAUCCAAUGAGAAAAUAGCAAUAACUUGCUGAUUGGUAUUGGGUUCUUGACAAUGUCCGGGAUUCAAAUACGGAGUACUGCGUAUGUCCUGAUUGCGGGGGGAGAAGCAUUUUAGAAACGAAGAAACACAGGAAAAUUGCCGGGUUGAAGUGGUAUUGGUAUCAUUCCAAUAUCAGUGUUAGGUUUCGAAUUCUCGUGAAACCGAACAGAGGAUUCUAAUGAUUCUUCAGAUCUGGUGAAGCGAUUUUUUCGCUUCAGCUUCGUUUUCCGGGUUGCACAAUACAGGUCUUUCUUUGUUCAACCCGGCGCCUUAACUGAUUUGUUAGAUGGUCUGCCCAGUAUUAUUUUGCAAGAUACACCGUCAGUAAAUUGCUUAAGAUUUCUCACUAUACUGGAGAUUCUGCUUGGCUUCAAUCAACCUUAUGGGGGAGUGGGUGAUAGGAGCAUUCAUCAACCUUUUGGGUAGCAUUAUCAUUAAUUUUGGAACCAACCUCCUUAAAUUGGGUCAUGAUGAGAAGGAAAAGCAAUCCAUGAUGGGCACUGAAGGAGCAAAUGUGAAGGUUGCAAUGAAACCCAUAAUAUAUUUCCAAACUUGGAGAGUUGGAGCUCUUUUCUUUGCUGUUGGGAACUGUCUAAAUUUCAUUUCUUUUGGAUAUGCUGCUCAGUCAAUGCUAGCAGCUUUGGGAUCUGUACAAUUUGUUUCUAACAUUGCAUUUGCCUACUUUGUGUUGAACAAAACAGUGACAGUCAAAGUUAUGAUAGCUACCACUUUUAUUGUUCUUGGAAACAUCUUUCUUGUUGCUUUUGGUAACCAUCAGUCACCUGUUUAUACACCAGAACAGUUGGCCGAGAAGUACAGCAAUAUUACAUUUCUUCUGUAUUGCCUGAUUUUGGUGGUAGCAGUUGCUUUUCUUCACUCAAUGUACAGGAGAGGGGAACUGCUGAUCAGUGUCCCGGGAAACAACCUCAAGCCCUAUUGGCAGAUGUUGCUUCCUUUUUCAUAUGCAAUUGUUUCAGGUGCUGUGGGGUCAUGCUCGGUGCUAUUCGCGAAAUCUCUGUCAAACCUGCUUAGAUUGUACAUUUCCAGUGGUUAUCCACUGCAUAGCUGGUUGACAUACUCCAUGCUUCUAUUAUUUCUUAGCACAGCUGGAUUUUGGAUGGCUCGGCUGAAUGAAGGACUUGCACUGUUUGAUGCAAUCCUUAUUGUGCCCAUGUUUCAGAUUGCGUGGACCUUUUUUUCUAUUUGUACAGGAUUUGUGUACUUCCAGGAAUAUGAGGUAUUUGAUGCUCUACGAACAACAAUGUUUUUGCUUGGAAUGACUUCUGUAUUCAUAGGCAUAUCUUUGCUGGCACCAGAUGACUCCAAAGGAGGUGAAAGCAAGGAUAGACCUCUAGUUUCUGAUUUGGAUCUGACCCAUGAUGUGGAUAGGCUUGUUGUGCUAUCAGAGGAUUCUCAAAUUCAAGACCUGAGAACAUUUACACGAGUAAUGCUGACAAAAGCUGCAAGCCUGAUUUUGAAAGCAAAGGCUGCAUGUUCAUUACCAUUAGGUUUGGGCAAUAACUCACUUCAUGGAUCAUCGGUUUUGGUGAUGCCAAUGGUAUCGUCCAAAAUAACUGGCUUUCGAGGAAGCGGGUUUGAUCAGAACAAACUAUUUUCCAUUAGAGGUCAAGGUUGGAACAGAAUAUCUUUGGAUGAGGAUAGUGAGACAAAUUUGGAGGCAGAAGCAAUGCUUCCCAAGGGUGUUGUGGGAAGCAGUAGCUUGCUUACAUGAUACUUGUGAACAAAAUGAUGAAGGUUGCAAUUUCUUCAAGUGGGAAGAUGGAAUUGAGGCAAACCCAUCUCUUGAAGAUGAAGAAGUUAACAUAGUUCAGAAGCCACAAAUCCGAAUUGAGCUAAAAUUUCAGAAUAGGUAGCUCGAAGAAAAGUUGAAGAAGUUGCAAGUGAAAAAUAAAAAUUUGAAAGAAGAAGUGAAACUGAUGAAAAUUGAAGUUGACGAAAUGCGGAUUGAAUACUUCAAGUGUUUAGGAAAUGAGAAGAAAUACUGCAUCAGUCUAAUGUUGUCAUGGCUUUUUUGCGUUGUAUAUAUGUUCUUCAAAUGAUGUUGUGGUUGGUUUAGUAUCCUCUAGUAUGUAUAAUAUAUUGGUCUAGACUUAUCAACAUGUGUUUGAGUAUUGAUGUAGAGUUAUGAAUGUAUGUUUUUGAAUAUUGGUUAAUAUAUUGGUGUUC